AUGGGAAAAUCGUCCAAGGACAAGCGCGAUGCCUAUUAUCGACUCGCCAAGGAGCAGGGCUGGCGAGCACGCAGCGCUUUCAAAUUGCUCCAACUAGACGAAGAAUUCGAUCUCUUUGCCAAUGUGACCCGGGUCGUUGACCUGUGUGCUGCACCUGGUAGUUGGUCCCAGGUACUCUCAAGAGUGCUGAUCAAGGGCGAGAAAUUUGGCCGUGCUGCAUGGGAGGACCGGGAAGCAAAGUUCAGACAGCAGAUGUUGAAUGUCUUCAGCCCCGGCGUCACCGCCACACAAGAAGUAGCCAGGGCGGACUCGGAUGAGCUCAAGCCUCGAAAGGACGUCAAGAUUGUCGCCAUUGACUUGCAACCCAUCAGUCCACUGCCUGGCAUUAUCACACUUCGCGCCGACAUUACACAUCCUGCCACAGUCCCGCUCCUCCUAAAAGCUCUUGACCCGGACUAUGAACCCAGCAAGAAAAACCAACAAGCAGCUCAGCCCGUCGAUCUAGUCAUUAGCGAUGGCGCCCCCGAUGUGACGGGGUUGCACGACUUGGACAUCUACGUUCAGUCUCAACUCCUUUUCGCCGCGUUGAACCUGGCAUUAUGUGUCCUCAAGCCAGGCGGCAAGUUCGUGGCCAAGAUAUUCCGAGGAAAAAAUGUCGAUGUUCUCUACGCACAAUUGAAGAUCUUCUUUGAACACGUAUAUGUCGCAAAACCAAGAUCUUCUCGAGCCAGCAGCGUCGAGGCCUUUAUUGUCUGCUUGAACUUUCAGCCGCCCAAGGGCUUCUCUGCCAGCCUCGAAGAGCCGCUCGGAGUUGGUCAUCGCCUCUCAAACAUGAUGACUGAACGGUCGAGCAUGCUCCCCAUUGUUGCGCCAACUCUACUUCAGAGCCAACAGUCUGGAGCGUGGGAUGUGGCACCGGUGUUUACCAGGGUUGAAGACCAAGAUGGGAUCGCCGAGGUCGAAGUGGAAGAUGUCAGCGUGCCCGAGGGCAACCACACCCGAUGGAUCGCACCUUUUAUUGCAUGCGGAGAUCUUUCUGCCUUUGACUCCGAUGCCUCGUACAAAUUACCGCCAGGACAUGUGUCCCUUGAUCCAGUUCAACCGCCCACGGCCCCUCCAUAUAAACGAGCGCUGGAAAUGAGAAAGGCUAAAGGUGGUGCUUAUGGAAAGACCACAACCAAAUGA
This is a messenger RNA of Pestalotiopsis fici W106-1, 1185 nucleotides long. RefSeq lists its product as uncharacterized. The transcript has 2 exons. The coding region runs from base 1 to 1185 and encodes 394 amino acids. The record is from RefSeq and is a predicted model, not a curated record. Gene Ontology annotation, biological process: cytoplasmic translation; tRNA methylation. Gene Ontology annotation, molecular function: tRNA methyltransferase activity. NCBI's taxonomy places the organism in Eukaryota, Fungi, Ascomycota, Sordariomycetes, Amphisphaeriales, Sporocadaceae. Gene Ontology annotation, cellular component: cytoplasm.